AUGAUGGCCAAGGUGCGAAUGUAUAUGCUGCUGAACGAGCUGCAGCGAGCCAAGCGCACGGACGGGCGGCUUUCGAUCGCCCACAAUCGCACCUAUCUGGCCUUGCUGCACAAACUGCAGAUGGAGCGCCUGGUGAUGGCCAUCAGCGUGGAGGACACAUCGCGGAUCAGGGCCACGGUCGCACUGCACGCGCUCUGGUUCCAGCCCCUGGCCGUCCCUCAGCGGUGUCCCCGGUACGAGGUGCAGUGGUGGGCCUCGGAACUGCUCCCGAUGGACACGGGCUACCUGGUCAUGUUCACCAAGCAGGGUGUGAUGCUGCACAAGGAAGCCCUCGAGAAGCGCGUGGGCGGCGAGAUUGUCGGCGUGGCGUACUGA
This is a messenger RNA of Anopheles bellator, 375 nucleotides long. RefSeq lists its product as uncharacterized. NCBI's taxonomy places the organism in Eukaryota, Metazoa, Arthropoda, Insecta, Diptera, Culicidae. Gene Ontology annotation, cellular component: ribosome. The record is from RefSeq and is a predicted model, not a curated record. The transcript has a single exon. Bases 1 to 375 code for a protein of 124 amino acids. Gene Ontology annotation, molecular function: structural constituent of ribosome. Gene Ontology annotation, biological process: translation.